Messenger RNA from Aspergillus calidoustus, 3024 nucleotides. The record is from the annotation of a GenBank genome assembly. NCBI's taxonomy places the organism in Eukaryota, Fungi, Ascomycota, Eurotiomycetes, Eurotiales, Aspergillaceae.
AUGGAGCGUUCUUUCCUUCAAUCGCCGGAGGAGGUGCUGAAGUACUUUGGCGUCUCCGAGCGAUCUGGUUUGUCUAGUGCUCAGGUUUCAAGUUCAAGAAAGAAAUACGGUCCAAAUGCUUUGGCGGAAGAACCCCCAACCCCUCUAUGGGAGCUUGUACUCGAGCAAUUCAAAGAUCAACUCGUUCUUAUUCUUCUGGGCUCUGCAGCAAUCUCUUUUGUCCUUGCCCUUUUUGAAGAGAGCGACGACUGGACUGCCUUCGUUGACCCUGCUGUGAUUUUAACCAUUCUAAUCCUCAAUGCGAUCGUUGGUGUGACCCAGGAAAGCAGUGCGGAAAAGGCAAUUGCGGCGCUACAAGAAUACUCUGCAAAUGAAGCUACGGUGGUUCGGGAUGGGACCGUCCAGCGCGUCAAGGCUGAGGAUCUGGUUCCUGGAGACAUUGUUCAUGUUGCCGUUGGAGACCGUGUGCCAGCUGACUGCAGGCUCAUUGCUAUCCAUAGCAACAGCUUUCGGGUGGACCAGGCUAUCCUUACUGGCGAGAGCGAAAGUGUGUCGAAAGACGCUCGUUCGGUCAACGAUAAGCAGGCUGUCAAGCAAGAUCAAACCAACAUUCUGUUCUCAGGUACCACCGUCGUCAACGGAAAUGCCACAGCUAUCGUUGUCUUGACUGGCUCGUCGACCGCUAUCGGCGACAUCCACGAGAGCAUAACCUCGCAGAUAUCAGAGCCCACCCCCUUGAAGCAGAAACUGAAUGACUUUGGUGACAUGCUCGCCAAGGUUAUCACUGUCAUUUGUAUCCUGGUUUGGAUUAUCAACAUCGAACACUUUAAUGACCCGUCCCAUGGGGGCUGGGCCAAGGGCGCUAUCUACUACCUUAAGAUUGCCGUGUCUCUUGGAGUCGCUGCCAUUCCGGAAGGGUUGGCCGUUGUUAUUACCACUUGUUUGGCUCUCGGAACCCGAAAGAUGGCACAAAAGAAUGCUGUGGUUCGCUCUCUGCCUUCUGUUGAAACGCUGGGGAGCUGCAGUGUGAUCUGCUCUGACAAAACGGGAACCUUGACAACCAACCAGAUGAGCGUUGAAAAGAUAGUUUAUUUGAGCCAAUCUGGUGCUGAUGUGGAUGUUAUUGACGUUGAGGGCACAACUUUUGCACCGGAAGGCAAACUCUUAUCCAACGGCAAGGUCGUUACAAACUUGGCCGCCUCUUCUUCUACAAUCCUACAAAUGACCGAAGUCAUGGCUCUCUGCAACGGUGCAAAGAUCGCGUGUGACGAGAAGACCGGUGCCUUCUCGUGCAUUGGCGAACCUACUGAAGGAGCUCUGCGCGUUCUGGUUGAGAAGAUUGGUACUGAGGAUGCUGCUAUUAACAGCAAACUCGUCAACCUGCCCGCCUCGCAAAAACUCCAUCUCUCGAGUGGUCACUAUGAGGCUCGCCUGCCUUUGAAGGCAACUUACGAGUUUUCGCGUGACCGGAAAAGUAUGUCCGUUCUUGUUGGCACUGGAAAGGAUCAACGACUUCUGGUCAAGGGUGCACCGGAGUCUAUUCUCGAACGGUGCUCGUACGUUCUUCUUGGAGCGAAUGGCCCGCGUGUGCCCCUUACCAAGACUCACUCUGAUCUCCUGUCUACUGAAAUCGUGGAAUACGGAAAUCGCGGUCUUCGUGUGAUUGCAUUGGCCACUGUGGAUGAUGUAGCCGCCAAUCCCCUUGUCAAGAAGGCCAAAACGUCUGAAGAAUACGCACAGCUCGAACGGAACAUGACUCUGAUUGGCCUUGUCGCGAUGCUUGACCCCCCUCGCGUAGAAGUCGCUGACUCUAUCAAGAAGUGUCGGGAGGCUGGAAUCCGAGUCAUUGUCAUUACCGGUGACAGCAAGAAUACUGCCGAAUCGAUCUGUCGUCAAAUUGGUGUCUUUGGAAAAGAGGAGAAUGUCCAGGGCAAGAGUUUCACUGGGAGGGAGUUCGAUAGCCUUACCCACAGUGAGCAGCUUGAGGCUGUGAAAACGGCCUCUCUCUUUUCGCGAACCGAACCUUCUCACAAAUCCAAGCUCGUGGAUCUUCUCCAGUCUCUUGGUCACGUCGUUGCAAUGACUGGUGAUGGUGUCAAUGACGCGCCUGCUCUGAAGAAGUCCGAUAUUGGCGUCGCCAUGGGCACCGGUACUGAUGUUGCCAAGCUUGCUGCCGAUAUGGUCCUUGCUGAUGAUAACUUUGCCACCAUCACCGUUGCCGUUGAAGAAGGACGGUCGAUCUACAGCAACACUCAGCAAUUCAUUCGGUACCUUAUCUCGUCCAACAUUGGAGAGGUUGUGUCAAUCUUCUUGACCGCCGCCUUCGGUAUGCCUGAGGCCCUGGUCCCUGUGCAGCUUCUGUGGGUCAACCUGGUCACGGAUGGUCUGCCUGCCACUGCUCUUUCCUUUAACCCCCCUGACCAUGAUGUGAUGCGCCGACGCCCAAGAAAGCGCGAUGAGCCUCUUGUUGGCGGCUGGCUCCUCUUCAGGUACAUGGUCAUUGGUACUUAUGUCGGUGCGGCAACUGUCUUUGGUUACGUCUGGUGGUUUCUUUACAACCCAGGAGGCCCUCAGAUUUCCUUCUGGCAAUUGUCUCACUUCCAUAAAUGUUCCGCCGACUUCCCUGAAAUUGGCUGCGAAAUGUUUACAAACGAAAUGUCGCGGUCUGCGUCGACAGUUUCGCUCUCGAUCCUUGUCGUGAUAGAGAUGUUCAACGCAAUGAAUGCUCUCUCGUCUAGCGAAUCACUCUUUACUUUUGGUCUUUGGAACAACAUGAUGCUCGUUUACGCCAUUAUCCUCUCUAUGGCACUCCACUUUGCGAUCCUAUAUAUCCCCUUCUUGCAAGGGCUAUUCGCCAUUAUUCCGUUGAACUGGAUCGAGUGGAAAGCGGUCUUGGCCAUCAGUGCCCCUGUCAUUGUCAUUGACGAGCUUCUCAAGGUGGUGGAGCGUCGCUUGUAUAACAUUACCGCUGUCGCUCCUGCCGAGCAAUCAAAUGGAGCCGCAUCGAAGCCUAAGAAAGCAUAA